Porites lobata is the source of this 26507-nucleotide messenger RNA. NCBI's taxonomy places the organism in Eukaryota, Metazoa, Cnidaria, Anthozoa, Scleractinia, Poritidae. The record is from the annotation of a GenBank genome assembly.
AUGAAGGCUCUCGUCUUUUAUGACAAAUUCUUGCCCGGUUGGCCGGGCCAUGCUUUUGAAUUCAAACUAAGACCCAUCGGUGUUUUUCUUUCUUCCGCCACCCAUCUAACGAUGUGUCGCCGCAACGUGUUGCUGCAACUAAUCUCCUGACCUGUACACAGGGAGUAAUCUGUCGCCGACACGUGUUGCUGCAACUUGUCUUCUUGGGUGUUCCGAUCUUUACUUAUUUCAACUUACCUUACAGGUGUGCAAUGGGCGCUGCCAUAUGUUACAGGAUGAUUAUUUGGAUGUCGUUGGACCGACAAUGGACACUAUUAGAUAUCCUUUGAUCAACAAGAUCAUUCUUCAUAUCCGACUAGCUUUCCAACUAUUUGCGGGGCAAGCUAUCUUACUGCUAGAGCAUACUAAAAUUAAAAUUGUUCUUCUUGUUGUUGCAAAUGUUGGCUUGGCCAAGUUGGUAAUUCUGUUGUCAUGCUGCAAUUAUAUAUUGAUCGUGUUACUAAAAACACCCUUGAUUUGAACUGACAAUUGUUACUAGUGUAGAUAUGAGUAGCUUUUUUUAUUGAGCACGCUAUUGCCAUAUAUUUAACAAUUAUUGCACGAGUGCGCGUUGGAUAUGAGUGGAAUAAUUGUUUAUUAUAAACGCCCACAAAAUAUCGAGAAUUCUUCCCGACUUUAUUUGUAAGAACAACCGAUUUUCAAAUUUUGGUAUGUGGCUCAUAUACUAUUAUGGCUAAGCCAAUCAGAGUUCUUUAACUGCAUUACCCAAUGGUUCAGUUUUAAUAAAUAUGCAUAUGCUACGGAUAGCACACUUUCUUAACAUAUUUCACAUAUCAGAUGGACAGUGUUGUACAUUUAGUUCAAGAGUUAGAUGGCGUAAGAAUCAUUGGUAAUGAGACUCAUGAACUGCUUCAGCGAGUUCCAGGUUGGUAAAUAUGAUUACGUUGAUUGCGGGCGGUUUCUCCUCCUGGCGAAACCUCCUUAGCAACGAGGAGAAAGGUGAAACGGCUGUAUCGGCGCAGGGGGGGCUUUAGGCCCCCCACUUUUUUGGCUGUUGAUGUUAGAACAUUGAAUGUUCAACUGGAAAUUUUUAAGCUGUUGAUGAAGGACGAAGAAUUUACCUGUUUUGAUGACAUUUUAGCCAAGAUCAAGCAGCUUUCUGAAGCCGAAAAGUGUAUGAUAACUGAAAUCAUAACCCUAUGUAAACUUCUUCUUGUAAAUCCAGCAACCAGUGCAGCAGGCGAGAGAUCCUUUUCUUCUGCUCGGAGACUGAAAACGUGGCUACGCUGGACGAUGACACAAACAAGAUUUAGCAAUCUGACAAUACUUAAUACCCACAAGCAGAGAACAGACAAACUUUGUCUUAUAGAUGUUGCCAAUGAGUUUGCAGCUCUCAAUGAAAAUCGAAAAAGCAACUUUGGCACCUUCAAAGAAUCCGACUUAAAAAUGUCCGAGUGGCACUCAUCCGUUGCGUCUGUUGGGUUUAGCUUAGAAGUUAGUCUAUUCAUUUAAAUUUGGUGAAACGUGAAGGACAGUUUGUUACUCGUUGUUUUAUAAAAAUUAAAAAUUAACUUCACUUUUGGCAGUUUUAGAUCCAUUUCAAGCCAUUUAAACCGCCCCCCGGUUAGCUCAGUUGGGAGAGCGCCGGUCUGCUGAGCGGGAGGUCGCGAGUUCGAAUCCUGGCCGGACCAACACUCAGGGUCUUAAAGAUAACUGAGGAGAAAGUGCUGUCUUUGUAAUGACAUCUGCAAAUGAUUAGACGUUCAAGUCUUCUCGGAUAAGGACGAUAAACCGGAGGUCCCGUCUCACAAACCUUGUUCACAUAUAACUCUGUGGGACGUUAAAGAACCCACACACUAUUCGAAAAGAGUAGGGGACGUAGUUCCCGGUUUUGUGGUCUAUCUUCAUCACUUGCAUCAUCACUCAUCAUGGGUUGGGAGGGUUCAGUGGGCUCAUAAAUGGACUGAUAGCGGCUGCCAUCGGCGCCCUUAGUAUGCUGAUGUUCGAGCCCACUGCAAAAAAGCCAUGCAAAGAGGACAUGUAUGUUUGGCCUCUCAAUCGCCACAUUUACAUUUACAUUUACAUUUAUUUCAGAAGACUUCAAUUUCAAAUUUUCCCGGGGGAACAUGCCCCCGGACCCCCUAGUUGGCUCACGCUAACGCGUUCGCAUUAACCCCCCCACUUGAAAAUCCGCUCCGCGGUCCCUAUUCGCAGACUACAAGUGAAAGGUUUCAAAAUGCUCGCAGAUAUUCUCUCUUGUUCUCGAUUCAUAAAGCUAUCGAAAUAUAGCCAAAAAUAACAAUCCCUGUUGGUGGCCGGGAUGUCCUUGAGAUUUAUUUCUUUUCCACAGACAUUUGAUGCUUUUCCAAAUUACCUUCUAUUAAAACGUGUCGUUACCUGUAGGUGCUUAAAGCGAAAUAAACUCUCGAGACUGUUGACUUAAACCUUCAGCCCAGUGUGGUCUUGCUGUGGCUUAUGUAUGAUUUUUUAACUUACUCCCCAGAAGCAGAUGGGACUGACUCUACAUUCAGUAUUCCCCCCUCCAAAGAAAAUGGGUACCCUGUUGUCACGAACAAGCAAAAAGCCCUAAACUUUAUUCCAGUAGACGUAUUCAAUCGGUUUACGGUCAAGUCGCCCAAAACCAGAGUCAUGUCUCUCGAAAUAAACGGCGAUAUUUGCGUCUUUGUUUAACUUCACAUUUGCAUAGGUUACCAGACACGGGUGAGUCAACAUUUUUCGACUAAAUUCCUUGCGAUAUACUUCAGAUGAUACUUUUUUUCAAGUUUAUACACUCGAUAAAAUUUUAGGCGACAUGACUUAGGAUUUCGGGCGACAUUACUCUGGUUUCAGGCGCUAUGACUUCGGGCGAGAUGACUUUCUAGCGACUUGACCGGUUACCGUUCAACCAGAACCACUUCUUAUCACGAAUGUGAAUAAUUAUGUCCGAUACUAGAGCAACUAUUUCUAUUAAUCUUUCAGCUGCUGUGGAACAAGUGUUUAAAAUCGGUUCAAUGGAACCAGGUGCGAUGCUGUUUGACGCAUCAAAGGAAUUUGAGGCAAGCAAUGCUUCACUCUCUCUGGGAAAAAGUUGUCUCGGGUAAAAGGCUCAGCCGCCUACCCAAGCCAGUAGCGGAUCUAGAGAAGGGGCCAAGGGGGCUCGCCCCCUCCCCCUUUAUUGUUAGACCGCCACUGCGAGCCACCCUGGGUGAGCCUGUUGUUGGGUGACCUGUUUUCCUUGGUAAGGUCACCAUCCUAGCUGAGCCAACUUUUCUCCAUAUAAUAAAAAAUAAUCAACUUUAUUUAUACAGCGCUAUUUCAGUCCAAAAGCUCAAUAGCGCUUUACAGAAUUCAUAAGAAAGAACAAUAAUGAAAAUAAAAAGAAUACCUGACGAACAACAUUAAAGUUUCAACUUGAAGAUUCUAAACUACACCAAAAACUAAAUCCCUAAAAUUAAGCUGUCGUUACGAUUCUUUCGUGUAUAUUCCUGUAAACAGAAAAAGAGCGCCCGAGCAGAGGAGUACAUUCGGAUGAUCAAAGAACGUCUUCCUGAGGCUGUCCAGCAAUGUAUCCACGCCGCUGCCGCGGAACAUGAGCCUGCCAUACAAAGAGGACUGCUGAGGGUGAGUAUAAUUUCAGAGGUAGUCAUGGUAACCACAUGAUCCUUAUGUUCAGUUGCUACGUUUUGAUUCUCACAGCAACCCGCCCCCAGGGGGUGGGGGAGUUGUUGAAAAGUUUAAGGUUUCUUACACUGUGAUUUGUGCUCUGUAAACUGCCAGAUAAAUUUAGCUUUGUUUGAAAAAAUACAUUAUCUGUCUUCCGUUUCAAAAUCAUCACCUCCUACUGAAAAAGUUUUAGUUAAUCUGCUGAAGUUCCUUCAAAUUCGCUUGGGCAUAAAUCGUUGAACGUGAUGCCGUGAAAAGAAAAUCUGUACUCAGUAUAUCUGGGUAAUAUGAACUGAAAGCGAAAGAGCGCAAAUAGUUCGUCCAUUAUGUUUCUAUUUGAGGAGUGUAGUAAGAGACAUAAAGGACUUCAUUAAUGCUUUCGACGAACGCGUCAUUCAGUGAUUUUUUCAGUUAUACAGGAUAAAUUGAAAGUAUAGCAAAUCUCAGCGAGUGGACAACAUUCGCCGAUAACACUGCUCUGUUACCAUCUACCAGCGAAGUUUGCAACGUCGCUUGGUCAGAGAUUUUAGGCGGGAAGUAGUUCUCGUGUAACAUGUCAUGUGUCCUUGUAGUAACCAAUAAGAGCGCUCCGGCGGUCGAUGUUGGGGAAAAUUCCACCUAUAGUACAACCGUUUUUUUCACUGAUCUCCGCUGUAAUCUUUUCUUCUCUUUGCUAGGCUGCUUCCUUUGGUAAGAGUUUUCUAACUGAUAUGCCGCCACACGCGUUUGUUUCGAUGUGCCGGAAUCUUAGAGUGUUAAACGCCGUGCGGGACUACAUGGUUGGAAUUCCACUUACAUAUGGAGAGUAUCCUUUAUCUUAAUUCAAGAGUGAACCAAAUUUUCAGUUGUUGCAAAAGCGUCGUCUCACAGGUUACAUUUUGCCCAAUUGCAGCGUGUGUUGCAGCAAGUCUACACUAUGCUAGCCUCCAUAGCAAGACGAAAAAUGUUUUUUAUUUUUCGGGUUAAUUUACAAUUGCUCAAAUUGCAAUUUCCGCUGGGAAGAUCAUAUCUUCAUUCAAACUUGCAUUUCCGCAGUUCACAUCAUCUUCAACUAAGUUAUCAUUGCUCUGAUCCCAACUUUUUCGACGAACUUGCGCGGAAACCUUUUCUACGCAGGCUAACACUAUGCCAGAUAGCUCUUGCGUCGGCACGGAAACCAUACCGGAGAGUGUUUCUGUCCACACGAGAGAACGGUGAUUUCGGUGCGAUUUAUGUAACGGAGCAAAGCUGUGGGGUUUAAAUUACAUUUUUGUACAGGGAACGAACGAGAUAUGUUCCUUUUUCUCUUUUUUGAAACGGAUACGUUAAAAGUACUUUAACACAGUUUUCAAUUUUGUGGCUCUUAUCAAGUUCUUAAAGUGGGCUCCAUUUUGCUUUUUUGUCCUCUGAGAGUACUCUUUGAUUAUUUUUCAAAAAUUAUCCAAUUUUGAUGCCUUGACGAUCAUCUUAGACUGGAAAAACUAACAAUGAAAACCCUUCUCGACAGGUGAGUUUUGUUUUUGUCACCCUGUUUGUUGUCGUUUUAAAAAAGGUAAAACGUGCAAUGCUUAUGCAUUUUUUUGAGGGGGAGGGGGGAGGGGGCGGUAAACAGGGUGUAUUGCCACGUAGCUGGAAAUUUUUUCAUAACAGUGCGCGCUCUCAUUGGUUUCUUCGAGGUCACAUGACAUCCAACAAUGAAACUGUUUCCCGCCAAAAUCUGUGAGCAGACAACAUUGCAAAAAAUCUAUGACGUCAUAGGGGAACAGCCCUGAGAGAGAAUCAAACUUACGACCUUUCGAGUUCGAGAUCAGACGCUCUACCCACUAAGCUGCUGGGAGCUCUAUAGUGUGCAGGGUCGAAAUUUUUAUUGAUUAUACACCAGACCUGCUAUAGUACAUAGUACGAAAUAGUACUUAUAAGGAAAAAAUAACAAAAUGAAUAUGAUCUUUGUCCGAUAACCUUUCUCUUUUGCCCGAUUAAAAUGGUGACGUGGUUGGACAUAAAUCAUUUCUAAAUAUCACAAUUAUUUGCAUUCCUACUGAAUAUAAAACAAGUUGAAGCAGAGUUCUUGUUUUUUUUACUUGCCCACUUUUAAUUUCGUGUUUAAACCGUGUUUACUAAAUUGAUUUUCCCGCCGUCAGAUCUGGAGCAGGAAUUCUUUGCCUUAAGUUCAUGUUACUACUUUCUGCUCCUUUAGGCUUGUUUUCAGGCGUCACUACUGUCUGGCCAUAAGAAUCUGUGAUUACUUGAAGAUUCCUAAGGGGGAGGGUGCCAGUCGCAUCCUUGGACACUGGGCUUGUUAUAAAGUUAGUUUAACCACCGGAUACCGGUUGGCUGUUAUCUAUAUGUAAGCAGGGGUCUUCCUGCCAUCAGCUUAUUGCUGGUAAUUUGCUAAUAUAUAGAUUUAGCCAGGGCUAAAAGCGAGGCUCCCAUUAGUAAAUUUAUAAUUUAAAUUAAACAAUAAACUUGUAUUCGAAUUCCACAAUUCAGUUAACUUUAGAGCACAUUUAUGUGACUUUUGAGGGAAAGGCUACCUGAUUUUAGAGAAAAAUAAUUUGCAAACAGCCCAAGAGUGAACCAAAUCUUACAUCGAGUUGAUAGCCUCAUAUGUACACUCAAAAACUGGUAAUCAUCUUUUAUCACAUUUAAGAGCCGUAAUGGCUAUUGAUCACCGUAGAUCAAUUAGGCUUAGAAAAAAAAUCAGGCCAACGUUUUGGCGUUCGACAAGUUUACUUUGCAAAAUCUUGCCAACAAAUCUGGGCGCGUGUAAACCAACCUUUUAUACCAUGGACAGAAAGCAGUAUUUCACAAUACAAAUUGCUCUCAUUCAAUAUUCAUAAACUGUUAAAAAAAUUUUCCAAAAUCACCUAUACGGCCAUCCGGUUCUCACUUUUGUAGUGCGAGCUGUAGCGAGUGUUUGAAUGAACAUUAACAGAGUUACGCUCCAAGAUAAUAAAGAAUUUAUCAUGUUUAUUUUUUAUUUGAUGGUUUAACGCGCGGCAUUUUGAGAACUCCUGCAAGCGAUGUUCACUGAACGACUGAAAACAAUCGGCAUAGCGAUUAAAAUUGCAAGAGAGACUACUAACAAUCAAUAAAAGAAAUAUAAGUCGGUGAAACAUAAACAGAGACAACAAUUUUCAUUCAGGAAGACAAGUAUUAAAGUGUGCCUAAAUAUCCUGAGUCUUCAAGCUUCAAGCUUAAGUUUGCUGAAGUUUAUGUUUUAAGCCAGCUUCCCGGUGUUUGUUUUUUCAAAGACGAACUCGAGGCAAGAAAAUCGCUCAAAGCUUUCUUUUCCGGCCAGAAUUAUAACUAAAGAUUCUUUGGAACAUUUUCUUUCUAUUUGCGGUGAGAAACUGUCUAAAGGCUUUUUAAAGUUCUGUAAGAUUAUAUCAAACCAGAUACUCGGUGAGAUCGUUGUCUCAAAUCUUACAAACGCGCAUAAACUAAAUUCCCGCAUAAACUACGCUCCACUUCAUUAAAUUAGAUACAAAAAACAAACAUGAAAUACAAUAAUUUCUCUGGCUUACCAUUCGAGAUGCAGCGCCUGAAAGUUAUCAGGUAAAGCCAGUAUCGCUUCAGACUUUGCAAUCCUCUUACGCAUCAAGCAAGGUAAAAACGAAAACGAUGCCAUCCGAAAUCGGAUUUCCGACUUUGACAAGCGACGUUUUCUCAACCAAAAACCCAAUAAACAAACUAGCCAUGAGUAACAGAAGACUCCUGAUAGCAGCUGAAUUUCAUUUUGUUCAUCCAGUGGAAAAAGACAGUUAAAAACAUCACAAGUUGACACAAAACUCUGUCAGCUUCAGCUGUUAAAGUAAACAAGAUUCAAGAUGCUGCAUAAAUUUUGCGCAUGAACUCACCUGUCAAAUUUUGACCAAUCAGAGCAUAAAAAUUGGACGUAGAGCGUGACCAACGCGUGACCAUUGUGAGAAAAAACAAAAGCAACUGUCUUCCCUGCCUGUAACAGCUGGCUGAAUUUUCACGUCCGAGGUCAGUUUGCAAUCAAAAUUUUAAUUGUGCAGCACAUAAACACCACAUAUUUCAUAUGAAUUAAGAAAAAAAAUUGAACUUGAGCCUGCGAUCACUUGAAAACUAGUUUACUUGUCAGCGGAUAACUGCAAAAAAUACUUGACCUCGACGGGUCGACACCUGAGCCCGCGAUACGGUCAAGUGAUACUGGUCAGCGGGUACUCUGUUUUGACAGCUGUCAAUUGAUCAAAACAUUGAUGUCCAAUAUGUGUGCAUUAUCAGUUUUCCUGUGCUCCCAAACUAGUAAAAGUAUGAGAUUGAACGUUGUUCGCGAUCUAGUAAAACAGUUAACUGGUCAGCGGACAGCUUCCAAAUAAAUCACGUCACCUCGAUGAGUUGACACAUGAGCCCGCGAUAUGGUCAUGGGAUACUGGUCAGUGGCUAUCCUGUUUGGACAGCUGUCAAUUGACCAUAUUGUUAAUGUCCUAUAUUAAAGAUGUGGACUUGCCAAGACACGCCUGAGACACCCCUCCCUACCUUUUGAUAGUCUCCCCUACCCCACCCAUACAAUCUGUAGACGCGUACGUACGUAUGUACGUACGUACGUACGUACGUACGUACGUACGCUCGGUCAGUCACGUGACAACCAAACGAAAAGAAGUUGACCAUAUUCCAUGGGUAUGGGGCUCUGUCCCACGCGCGCUUCGCGCGCGCGGGAGCCCCGCUAAAAUUGUUAAUGGUAAAUUAUGGUUGUGGCAGUAGACAUAACUGGGGUUGGGUGUCCGGUGGUUGUUUCAUCUGCUGAAUUUGCACAUUGCUCUUCGUGUUUGUGUACUUAUCAAAGAUCACCAAAUCAACCUAUGAAAAAAUCUAGAUCAAUUAGACUGGAUUGUACGCGGUGAAGACAGCGUGGCCAGGCGCCCAUCGCGUUGUUUUCCAAUCCGCUGGUCCCAGGUUGGAGUCCCACUCUGGCCACUUGCUGAAUUUAUUCGCGGUAUUUCCAAGUUCAGAUAACCGGUCAUGCUUGUAAAUAGCCAACUGGUUGCCUCCUGCCAGUUGGGGUUCUUAAUCCUGUUGUGUUCUAUUUCGUCAAUAAAUAAACAGUUGGACUUUCACAUGGCUGGGAUGAUCACAUUGAAAUUAACUUGUCCGCCCUUGUAGAAUACAAUAGUGUCCGUAAAUAGUUUUUCUUGUGUUGAAUAUAUUGACAUCUCUUUCAAUCCUUCACUUCUUCAAAACUUGCUUCUCUUGUUUAAACAGGUUCAGCAAGCCAAUGUUGAUGACGAAGAGAUUGCUCGUGCCAUCAACUCCAAGCUCGGAGAGACUCCUGGGAUAUCUUACUCAGAAAUAGCUUCAAAGGCAGUGGACUGUGGACGAACUCACCUGGCCAUCAAGGUUAGUUGAGAGCAUUCACAUGUGAACAGUUUUAUUAUAGACUAGUAGUAAUCAAAGAUUAAUAAGUGCGUUCGAAGUUCAAUGAAUUUAGCUAAAAUCAUACAAAAACAGAGGAGGAAAUUAGUUGAGAGAUUAAAUGAGAAAGACGAAGUAUUUAAAGAGCAACAUGAACAAUAGCAACUUUAAUAGUGAAACCCAAAUAUGUAACCAAAGAUGUUUAUCUACUUAGUUACAAUGUAGUUUAGAUACUGAUUGUGGGAGACUAACUUUUGUAACAGUAACAUGAAUGAUAGUAACUUGAAUAGUUACAAGGGAUUGGUUAGUUGCAAGGGAAAAUGUAACAAAACAUGUUAGUCUACUCAGUAUCUUGAAAAACUGAAAAUGAUAGAGUAGAUUUUAUAACAACAACAUGAGGCUAUGAUGAAGUUCAAAAUGCUAUGAAAAUUAGAUUUUUCCAUGUCUAAACGUUUCGUGUCUGUGUGUCAUAGCAUUGUUUAACAAUUUUUCUUAACUUAACAGUAACCUGGAUGAUACUAACUCGAUUAGUCACAAGGUAAAAUGCAAUAAUUAAAACAUGUCAAUCUACUCAUUUACAAUGUAGUUCAGAUACUAAAUGAGUGAGACUAAUUUUUGUAACGGUAACAUGAAUAAUAGUAAAUUGAAUAGUUUCAAGAAAGUUAUGAAGUUGGUAAUGCUAUGAAACUUUUUGCAAUGUUUAAAAGUUCUGGUGUUUGCAUGUCAUACCAUAGUUUAACAAAAAAAUUUUAAUAGUAACAUGAAUAGUAACUUGAAUAGUUGCAUGGGAUUGGUUAGUUGCAAGAGAAAAUGUAAAAAAACAUGUCAAUCUACUCAGUAUCUUGAAAAACUGAAAGAGAUAGACUAAAUUUUAUAACAACAACUGGAACAUGAAGCUGUGAUGAAGUUCAAAAUGCUAUGAAACUUAGAUUUUUUUCCAUGUCUAAAUAUUUCGUGUUUGUGUGUCAUAGCAUUGUUUAACUAUUUUUCUUAUCUUAACAGUAACCAGGGCCGGGUUGUUCAAAGCGCGAUUAAGCAAACCCAGGGUUAGCGUCAAUUUUUAUUCCAGUUAAAUUAAUAACCAAAAGAGAUUUUCUUAAGGAUUCUUGCUCUUUAGUUUUUUUUUCGAUUUGACUUCAUGUGCAGCUUAUAAUUAGCUUUUGAAAUCUUUUUAAACAAAAGAGAUGAAAUCUUUGAUUAAGCUUUAAUCGUGGGUUAGCAGUAAUCGUCUUUUGAACAACUGGGCCCUGGAUGAUACUAACUCGAUUAGUCACAAGGUAAAAUGCAAUAAUUAAAACAUGAGAAUCUACUCAUUUACAAUGUAGUUCAGAUACUAAAUGAGCGAGACUAAUUUUUCUAACAGUAACAUGAAUAAUAGUAAAUGGAAUAGUUUCAAGAAAGUUUAAUAUGAAAUUCAAAAAUUAAGUGCUAUAAAAGUUUUUGCGAUAUCUAAAAGUUUUAGUGUUUGUAUCUCAUAGCAUGAAUUAUUAGUAACUUAAAUAGUUACUAGAGAUUGGUUUGUUACAAGGGAAAAUGCAACAAAACAUGUUAAAUGGCAAUUUUUUCAAUGUCCACAAGUUUUCGCGUUUGCGUGUCAAAGCAUACUUUAACUGUGUCUAGGUUUAAGACAGCCUCUGUGAUUUCCUCCUCUGUUGUUUCAUUUGCAAUUAAGUGACAAAUUGAAAACAACUUUGGCACUGCUUCUUGAUAAACCUGUAGCUGAAGCUUCUGCAGUGGUUGUUUGGAGUUUUGGAUAUGGAUCUUGAGUGUCCACUUUACACUGCAGCUGGUUGCCUUUUGUGUUACUUUGCAGUUAUCGCAGACUGCAAUUUUUCCCUUGAUUGUAACUUUUUUGAACAUGAACAACAACAGUUGUAUUUGGUGACACUGCUUAUUCCUAGUAUUUCUCCAAUGGUUUCUGUUGUUGUUGAGAUGUCACUGACUUCAGGUAAUGUUUGUUUGAAGGGUUCAGCGUCCUUGAUGGUGUAUAAAUUAUCUUGUUUUGGUGUGUUCAAGUAUCUUUGAUUCUGAGAUACUUUCAUUCUCAAGUUGUUGAAGAAAUAGGUGGACUGUGGUGUGACGCUGUCAACAUGCUCACCCCAGAAAAUAACUUUUAUGUAACCAGAUGGAUCAACUAUAUAGCCUUCCUGUUUUUUUGACAGGAGAAUCUUGGAUGACUAUAGUUUUGGUCGCACUUAGAUGUGAUAUCUUUCCUUUUAUUGACACUAGCUGUUGUGGUGCUACUUUUGACAAGGAUGCAAUUGAUGUGACAUCAUCUUGUGCUUUGUAUGGAAAAUCAGCUGUUGUUGAAGUGAUGGUUGUGUUCCUGUUUACUACUACAUCACUUCGUCCAUACUUUGCUGAUGUUAAAAUUUGAAAUUUUAACCGGUGAUCUUUGUGCGGCCAUUGCAUCAAGAGUUUCCUUCUUUUCAGUUGCAAAGCAUACACUGCCAAUGAGAUCUUUCUCUGUCUGAAGGUGGCAGUUAAAGUAGCUUGUUGGUCCAGAUUUUUUUACUGGUGAGACAUUAUGCACAAAGCAAGUUAUGUCUUGUUUUUCUGUAGGAGGAGGUAAAAAGAUAUUUAGAUUAAUGUAAUAAAUUUGGCAUGGAUGGGAUUACUGCAUAAGGUAGCUUGUGUUAUUUGAAAAAAACAUAUGUGUAAAUAUUAGUCUCCUUGUUUCAUAUACUGUAAAUUCUCUAUUAAGCCCCCAGGGGGCUUAUUGUUUUAAGGCGCAUUGGGGGGGGCUAAAUAGAAAGGAAGGGCUUAAUAGAAGGGGAAGUGUUAAAAUUUAGCAAAACAGGAGCAGUUCACCACUCAUUAAUUACUGUAAUUAAGAUUAUUUUUAGUACAAAUAACAGUGAUAUUUUGGCCAAAGUUCGCCACCAACAUGCAAGAGGUGUGGGAAAAAUAAAUUGUAUCAUAUAACUACAUGAGAACAUUAAAGGGUGACAAAAGUGAUAGGAAACAGUGUACAUCUAAUACCUAGAUGUUCAAAAUAAUAUGUUUUAUUAAUGAGAGCAUAUAGAGCAGGUAAGGUUAUAAAAUGAUUUUAAAACAAGAAGCAUUAGUUUAAUAGAAGAAAGGAACGUAUAACCAUAAUAUUUAAGUAUGACCGGGAGAUACAUACCUGAAGCCAUAUUAGAUCUCUGUCUUGUCUGUUGAAAAAAAAAAAAAAAAUAAGGAUGUAUACAGAUGUUUUAGGAGGGUGUUUAAAAUACCUUUAAACCCUAGUUAAUACAACACUCUGAAACAUUACAUGGAACUUUGCUUUAAAUGUAGUUGGAAAGUGAACUAUUUAUAACCAUAAAAAAAAAAUCAUUUAUGUAUGCAUGUGUUGAAGGCCGUAUAAUCAAUUUAUUCUAAUUAAUCAAUUUUGGGUGCUGUACUGUUGUGAGUGACUUUGUUCGCAUCACUCAACUUGGGAUCAAUUUAUAUUUGCUAGAUUAUAUAGCCUGCUUUCUUCUUCAAGUCUAUAUUUUAAAUUAGUGGAUUUCUUAAGACUCUUAAGUCUUUCAAAAGUCAUUGGUUCAAUAAUACAAGAUGAAAGUGUUUUCACUCUGCUUAUAGCUACAUAUGAAAUGCCUGCAGUAGUUUCAGUCUGACCAAUGUCAAUCCAUGCUUUUGGCAGUGUUAACCCUUGGCUCUUGUGUAUUGUGAUUGCCCAAGCAAGUUUGAGAGGCAACUGUUGUCUCUCAUGUAAACCAUCUAGUGUCUGUGAGGUUAUUGUUAUUGGGCAUAUAGGCACACAUCGUGGAAUGCUAUCACUGAUAGAUGGACCUCUAUACUCAUUAAAUUUUACUAUGACAGCGACAGGCAAGUCUGGUGGUUGCUGGUUGUUUGCAUAAAUGAAAUCUUCAACCGUUCCAGUUGCACCGUUACAAAGUCCAACAUCUAUCCAUAGGUUCGGUAAGCAUUACAUGUGCACCUUUUGCAAGGAAAAUGGUCGGUUGUAAACCUGACAUGUCAUCCGAACUUGCUUUCUUAGCUAUAUCACUAGAGUGACGUGCAGUGAUGCAGGCUAUUGGCUGAUGAAGUUCUGAUAACUGUUCAAAGUUAUAAUUAGCAACUUCUUCAUUGCUGAAAUAGAGCCUAGUGGCAUCUUGAAACUCAUUCACGUUCAAUGCUAUGGAAGGCUGUCUUGCCAAAAGAAGUUUCCAAUCUUGCUCAUUAGAAUCUCCUGUGCGAAGGCGUAUGAGUAAAUCUCUAAACUGAGCUUGCUGUUGAUUUAAGCCUUGAACCCUCUGGUUUACUGACAGUUUUACAACAUUGCCAAACAUGUGAUAAGCUAAAUAGCCUUGUUCACCUGUAGAACUGGAGGGUCUCGAAUGAUAUAAUGGCUUAUCUGCCACUGGAGGCAAUUGAGCUGGGUCACCAACUAAUAUCAUGGAUUUACCACCAAAUACUUCGUCAUUUUCGCCUGUUGUUUGUCGGCAGCGUCUAUCAAUCCAGCCAAACAAUGUUUGUCCUAGCAUAGAGUAUUCAUCAAUUAGGAUAUAACUGAUAUCUUUCAGCUUGGUUUGUAAUGUGACAAGCCCUUGUCCUGUUAAUUCUUUGUUAUGUCUUGGGCCAACAGGCAAUUUUAAUAGUGAAUGGAUUGUACAUCCGUUUAUGUUAAAUGAAGCUUUGCCAGUUGUGGCAGUCACUGCACAAGAGUGUUGGAGCAGGUUUCGGAUGGCAUUAAUGAGGUAACUUUUCCCUGUACCGGCAACUCCAAGUAUAAUAAGAAGCAAUGGAUCUUUAGGGCAGGCUUGUUCAGAAUGUGCUUUCACCAUAUUGUAGGCAUGUCUUUGCAUGUCACUGAAUGUAUUAACAUCAAUAUUUUGUUGUUGCAAACCAAAGGUAGAAUCCAAAGUAUCUUUCUUAGUUUUUAUCCAGGAUGGCAUUUCCUGUAUUAAGUGAUUUGCAUACUUAAUCUUGUCAUUUUGCCAGUCAUAAUCAGGCUGAGAGGUUUGUUGUGUUAUAUUAUCUUGGUUAACAAAAUACCCAGGUAUGAGAUCUGCUAAAUCCAUCCACUCUUCACGCUGUGGAAGCUCUUCUGAAGAGUGCUCUAUAUUUGGUUCCUCUUCUGUGUUAUUCUGUACACUUUGUAGUUUUUCAUACCAGUCAGGAACAUGCUCUUCAGCAUAUGGUGUUUGUAGAAAUUCCUUCCAUUUUGUGAUGUAUAUUUCAUCAGUGCCUUCCUGACAAUCCCAGGCAUUGUCUUGUGUAGUAUGCCAAGGUUUGUGCUUAAGUAACUGAUAUUUGCAAUAAAGUCCAAAAUUUGGACCUUUUGAAUUGGAAGAAAAUACUGGAAAAACUCUGGGAAUCAUGUUAUGAGGCUGAACUGUUAGUUUGUUGUUGACAAGUUUGUAUUUUGUUGCAAAAUGAAUGAAAUUAAGAGCCAUUAUAUCUGGGAUGGUUUGAAUAUAUUUUUCCCUUUUUAGCGUAAGUAUCAAGCAAUGAGUCAUUGGUUACAGUAUCUCCAUCAUUUGUUAUAGUUUUGAUUCUACGUGAACCAUUUAGACUAAUAGGUACCACAUUAAAUGAUGAGCUGACAAGUUUCAGUGACAUGAGAUGAUGCAUAGUCUCUUGUGCAGAGAAGUCACGUUGGCCAAGUGACUUCAUUAUCACUUUUUUAUCAAUUUUGUAGGGUUGCUAUUGUUGUUGCAAUUACGGACAAUAGAAUUAAAUGCAAGUUUCAUUACAGGUGACUUUGGUUCACCUUUUGAAGCAUAUUUUGCAAGGUAUUCAACACAUGCAUGAUAAUCAAUGAUCACUUGAAUAUCACAGUUUGCCCUCCAGCCUUGAAGCUGAAGUCGUUGGUGAUUAUUGAGUCUGCUAUCAUUCCUCUUUGUUAUGAUCUUUGCUUUGUAUUGAGUGCUUCCAUCUUUUGUAUGAAUGGGCUCAAACUCUAGUUUUGUAUUAACACAAGGUUCAAAUGGAAACUUAAAUCUACAUUUCAGUUCUGUUUCGUUUUGUUUCUUUCUAAGACAAUAGUUUGUACUACAGCGAGUGUGCCUUUGUACAGUAUUCAACAAAUCAACAUAAUCUUGUUCAGAGUCUUGUAAACUUACAAGGUCCUUGUGACGCUUUUGACAAGGAUGAAUAGAGGGCUUCACCCAUGUGCCAUUAUCUGGUGGAUCUGGAUUAUAUGUAGACAAUAACCAAUCUACAUACUGACAAACUACCUGGGAAGCCUUUUUCCCAUCCACUAUCUGUUGAUUGAGUUCUAGUAUAUUGACUUGCUCAGCUGUAUUAGUGGACAUUUCAGCCAAAUAGCCUUUUAGAGCUGUUUCUGAGAGUUUACAUAAACCUGGAUCAUUUUUCAGCUUUGCUACACCAUGACAAUGUAUACUACCUCUAGCUUGAUAUUCAAAUCUGUACCAGUGCCACUCAGCAUCUAGUGAAUUGUAUAACCAGUAUUUAAUAAAACUUUCUAAACGCUGUGUAAAGAACCAGUCUGUAAUAUGAGGAUUGUUAAUCACAUUCUGCCGUUUGUUGACAGUUGAAUUAUUACUGACUGAGUUACCAAAAAUUGCAUGAAGUUCAGGCCAAUGCAUAUCAGCAGAGGAGAAUGUGAAAAAGAAUGUGUUGGAGCUCCAGCAUGGGCUAUUAUUGCUUUUAAAUCUUCUUUAGCUUUGUGCCAAUAAGCAUUAGAACCAGUAAUGUUACUAAGAUAGCGUGAUAUCUUAGAUAUAAACAUACUUGUGUUAUUGCUAGUUGCCAUUUGCCGCAGCUCUUCAGCAGUCAAAUGAGCUUCUCCUGGGUUUUGUUUUAGGAACAUGCCUGUCUGUUGCAGAAUACGUUUUCUUUGUAUCAUAUUCAAUGCCCAGUAACCAAAUCUGGGGUGAGUAGCAAAGCGAUAUACCCAUUUGUCAUUCUUGUUUUCUCCAAACUUUAAAAGGUGCUUUACUCUUUCUCCGAGUGGUAUAUCUCGGCGUAAUGAUGGGUUAGUAGGAUCACCCUUACCAUCUGGAAAUAAUGUUGGGAAAGCCAUUGUUGCUAAAAAGGGAGUUACAUACUCGUUUAAUGGUUCACUGCCAACUGUUGGCCAGGGCAAGUGAUUAGAAUCAUUAGACAAUUGUUGGCGCACAGCUUCUAUUUCUUGCUGCUGACACUCUGGAAUAGGCAGAAAACUACUCAUCUUCAUUUUGAGGACCUAAGUCAGGUUCACAUGUGGCAUCCAAAUCUAUAUUCUCUGUUUCAACCGAGAGAAGACCAUGUGGAACACCAUGUUCUGGUAAAGAAUUUAAAGAAUUUUGAUUGAUGGUUAUGUCCUUGUAGUGUGAGUUAUUAUUAACAAGCCAUUGUAGUGCAUCAGCUACAUUUUGCCUUCGCACUGUCACAUCUUUAAAACUGUUCUCUUUACCUUUCAUCUUAACAACAAUAACAGAUAGAUCUUUUGGGUAUCUAGGCAGAGAAUGUGCUAGUUCAGCUAUAUCCUGAGGCAAAUUGAUACAGUGGCCUGAAUAGCCCCUUUGUCCACCAGGUUUUAUGUAAACUCGCAUAACAGGAAGUGCACGUGCAAUAAGCAUUUCUUCUACUUGGGUUAACCCCUGCAGUUGUAAAGGUACUAAUGAUGGCACCAUGUCAUUUUCCUUAGAAAACUUUUUUUGUUGUUGUUUAUCUCGUAUGCACCUCUGACACUGGUAGUGAUCAACCUUCCUUGGACUGGAUUUCAAUGGCCAUGCUUCAAAACAGACAGUGCAUUGGCAAACUGAAUACUGAUUGGACUUAUGAAAAUCGUUCAUGUUAUUUUGUGCAUGUUUUUGUUCGUGAACUGGACCAGCAGAGCUCUCUUUUUUGUCCUGCAGAAAUUGUUUGAGACCUUUUAUAACUGGCUCUCCUAUUUGCAAGUCUCUCUUUUCGCUUUUCAACAGUUUCUUCAGACGUUCUUUUUCUAUAAGAGUCUUUGUAACUUUUUAGUCUCUCUUUUGCUUUUCAACAGUUUCUUCAGACACUCUUUUUCUAUAAGUGUCUCUCUUAUUUUUAAGUCUCUCUUUUCGCUUUUCAGCAGUUUCUUCAGACAUUGUUUUUCUAUAAGUGCCUCUCUUACCUUCAAGUCUGCUUGCCCUUUCAUUAGCUGUUUCUGUAUAUUUGACUCUUUUCAUGUAAUUUCUGUGCUUAAGAAGUCUACCAUGUCUGUUUUCAUUGGUUUCUGAUAAUUUUCUCUUUAUGCAUGUGAGUUUGUUUUAUAUCUACUGUUUUUGUCAGUCAAUGUUGAAACAUAAUGCAACUCGUUAAUAUAUCCAAUAAAUAUUGUCUUUCGUCCAUCCUGAUCAGCAACAGGAGUUAAGAUUGUACUUUCAGGUGAAUUUAUAUUAGACUGUGUGAUAUGAAUGACACAGUUGUAUGCAUUGGCCACAGCUUGCAUUAUGAUGUUAUCACACCAUGUGCCUUGUUUUGACAUUUGUUGAAUAUAGUUAUUCCAGUGAUCAUUAGAAAUGCUUUCAAUAUACAAUUCUGGGUAACUCUGUAAAUGGCCAAUUCCAGCCAUACGAAUUUCAAGAUGCAAGUCAGCAGUCCUAUACAGUUGGUGCGAAACUGAUUUAAAGAAACAAUCCCCAAAUCCACCUACAUCAUGUGGUAUAAGUCCUAUGAGACGAAGCCUUUCAGUUAAACAAUCCCAUGGUAAAUCAUGACUAACAGCAUUCUCAGGAGACAUACCUCCAUUUAAUUUUGAAUUAUCAUUAUGAGUUUGAGGAAAGCUUUUUCCACCAGAAUUCAUUAAAUCUGCCACACGGAUAUGUGUUUGUCUACAGUUACAUGUAGAAUAGUUAUCUGUUGUUGUAAAUUUUCUUUUCUGUAUGUUCAUGUAAAAAACAAAUUUACUAUAAUAAUGAUCAUUGGUAUACCAGAAUUUCCAGGUGUUGUAAUUUCUACAUAAAUUAGUGAUAAAAGAACUGUCUGGAAGAUGUUGUCUUACAAAAGACUUGAUUCUAUUCCUAGACUUCGUAUUACUUAGUGCCUUUAGAAUUAUUUUAACAGGAACGCGAGAUGGUUCCCUGUCCCUUUUCCUCUGACAAUUCACUCUUUUCUUACGAACCUCAACAUUUUUCAGAAAUAGUUACACUAUGAUUUUCAAUUUUCUAAGAAGAAUAACUUGUCAAAGCCUUAUCAUGAUCUUGUGAACUACAAUCACCACUUAUCAGCCCGGUAACCAUUUGACUUUUGUCACUUUUCAUUUGGCGCAAUGGCCAUCGAGCAGAAUGACUCGGUUUAUUUGCUUUGUGACCACAACGGGUCAUUUGGCGCAAUGGCCACCGAGUACAAUGACUCGGUUUGUUUGGUUUGUAUUUGUGACCGCUAUGGGUCAAAAGCACAAUGGCUUGGUAGAUUUGCUUUGAGACAACUUUGUGUCAGAGUUAUCGGUUGAUUUGCUUUGUUGUUCGGCAAAUUCGAGGACAUCAAUUCAAAGCAGGAGAGCAGCGAAGGUCUUCGGUUUGUUGUAGUUCGGACAACGCCGACAUCGGGCUUUCUACAUGCUCUUGGAGUACUAAAAAGUUUCCUGGUAAGGCUUUGACAAGUUGAAGCGAUGAACUUUUUAAGAAACAUCGCAUGAAGUUUGAGAAAAAUAAAUGAACUUACCGAAUAAUCCAAAGAUAUCCACGGAGGCGACACGGACGCAAAGAUAUCCACGGAGGCGACACGGACGCACGAGGAGCUUGCACUCGCACGAGGUAUAGUUGCGUGCGCACUCGCACGAGGUAUAGUUGCUUGCGCAUAAAAAUAGUUGUGUGCGCAUGUCCACCAGGUGAGCCCGCAAUUUCUUUGGCCGGCUAUUGGGCUUAAAAUUCGUGCGCGCGCUUAAUAAUUAUUCAAAAUGGCGCAGAUUUUGAACAUCGCCCGUCCAAGUAACCAAAAAUCUCGAAUCUUCACGCCUGGCAUGCACAGGUAUCCCAUCGACCACAGGAUCCCCAAAGAUUACGAAGCGUUCUCCUAACGUCGAACGCAAUUACGUUCCAAGCACAAUUUUGAGGCAUAAAGCGUUGUCGUCCGUUAGUAUUUGCUUGCUAAAUGCACUGAGGCUUAAAAUAAGGUGGGUUGGUAUAGAAUGGGAUUUUUUUUACCUACGAGAUUACUUUUACUGUCGGUAAUCAAGAAUUUUUUUCAGUAUUCGGAGUAUGAGGACCGCGCUUUGUAAUUAGUUCGGCGGCCCGCUUUAUUAUCAACAACACCACUAUGAUGAAAUAUUACUCAAUUGUUAAAGGACUCAUGUCGAGAAACAAAACGUACGGCCGCAAAGAAGACCAAUGGGAGAAUGAAAUAUGGAGAGAUUUAACAAAUGAGUUGAUAAAUUAAAUACAAACAAGUUUCAUGCUCUAGCCCUUCGUCAGAGCGAAGAAGGGACCCUAAAGCCUCGGAAUCAUGUUAGAAUUUUAAUAUAUCGAACGUGGGCCAUUGAUCAAUAUAACUUCUUAACUUUCACCAUUGUUCUGUUCGGGGGUUACCAACAUGCUCGUCUCAUAAGACGUCAACAAAACCUGGAACGGACCGGGUCAGAUCAAUCCCUGUAACUUACUGAAUAACGAAAGAUAAGGGAUAGUGCCUCUGGGAAUGAUCUGAUCCGGUUCUGCGGUCCAGGUUUUGCCUACGGCCUUUCUCGUGGCUUCGCCGCUUGUGCCUCCCCGAGGAUACCUGCUUACAGCCUGGCUUAAAGCCAGCCUUGACCUCUAGCUGGGGUAAUCUCACCAUAGUUAGUUCGUCGUUUGACAAUCGGUAAACGAGCCUAUCAUAGCCAUGCCAUGAUAGCCUGUUCACAGACCCGCUAUUUUCUCCUCAAAGUCCGUCGAGCACGGGUGAUAAAGUAUAAACCGCAGGGGAUUCUAUUUGAAAAGAACGAAAAGAAAAAUAAAACAACGUCUGUGUACAGGCUAUGCCAUGAUGCAUAAUGUAUCUUUGAAGAUACUCACAUCUUCGUGGUCUGAUUUUUUACCGGUAGCUGUUGGACUAUGAAGCAAAAGCCGCUGACCAAGUUCCACUGCUCAUGCGCAUGAAUAAAGAUGACCUAGCGCUCGAGAAGGCCAUUAUGAGUGGGGACACGGAUCUGGGUGAGUUAUAAUUGGGUACCACUGCGGAGAACUACAGCUAACUUAAAGUAUAGUGGAUGGGAACAAUUUUUGAAGCCCGUUUUUGUUUCGUCGUAGUCGCAAGAGCCGACUUAUAGAAAGAUCUAUCGUAAUGUUGAAAUUGUACCAAAGGUUCCAAAAAUUUAGAAUGAACUUUUUCUCAGCUUAAAAGUUGGCGUUACACCAGCGGCGUUACAAGCUGAGACAGAGUUAACCAUCUUGAUCCUUACAUGCUCUCCUCCAAUGGUAACAGCUUUCUCUGGUCAGGUGAUCAAAAUUGAUGGAUCCGAACCGCCGUCAUCCAAAACCAGCCUACGUGAUUUUCCCCUGUAUCUAGAUCACAUUUCAUUUGUGUUGUCUUUUUUUCUUUCUUUCUUUCUAGUGUAUAUGGUUGUUAUGCAUUUGAAGGAUAAUCUAACUCUUGGUGAGUUCUUGAUGGUCAUACGUUAUCGUCCUGUGGCACUAAGCCUCUACAUCAAGGUAAGUCUAUGAAAAAAAGUUGUGUAAACGAGUGCGUAUUUGUUCAAGGCUUCAACCAAGAGAAAAUCCGGCAUUAUUUGCCAGGAGACAUUUUUUCCUUUAUCUGUUCAUUCUUUAAGGUCAUAAAAAUGACGUUAAAAAGUUUUAAACUUAAGUGGAGGAGUGAGAGGUUUUACGGUAAAGUUUGGAGCAUUUUUAAUGUCAUUUCUUUGAAUUGUCGGAGUCGCGGCAGUGAAAAAUAGCUACGUUUCUCUUUGUUAUUUACAAUGUCCCGGAGAAUCGCACACAAGAAACAGAGAAGAGAAGAACCUUCAGUUCUGUUUCUUUCCUCUGUACUGUCAUAAGCAAAAGUUCUCGACCAAUCGGGGCGCGUAAAUUACUCGGUUAUUGUAAAUCAUUAGACUGUGUGGCAGGCGUCUUAAGAGGUAUUGAAAAAAGUGAAAAGGGGAGGGGUAAAGGGAAGAGAAAAAAAAAGGACACCUUUUUUCAUUUCUGCUUCUUUUCCCUUCACUCCCCUCCCCUCUUCUCUCGUUUUUGCACCUGUUACGCAAACUGCCACGCAGGCUAUUAUGAAACCUAUAUAUUCACUUUGGCAUGACUGUGAUUUGACUGCAGUACUGUAAGGAUCAGGAUCGCCGUACACUUGUGGACCUGUUCUACCAGGAUGACCAGUUUAUGAACAGUGGUAAUGCCUUUGUGCAGGACAGCUAUAGCGAGAAGGCAUCAUAUAAAGUAGCUUGAAUGCUAUCAUGCUUAGGAGGGGAUCUGGUCGAAUGUUGUUUUAUUAUUUUUUUCUUUAGUUUGUAAUUUCAAUUCUGAGCCAAGGGGUGUGACGCUUCACUCCGUUUCUUCAUGGCGUCAGAGAUUAUUUUUGUUUCCGUGACUUUAGGUGACUACAAAGCUCCCCUCAACCUCAUUGUCGGGACGUUUUCCCGUUAGAAAAUGGGAUAAACCCCUGUGAACGAAUGGUCGGCAGCAAUCUUGUUUAUUUUGAGCGUCAAGAAGAGCCAAGAAUACGUGGAGCAACUCUUAUUUGUAAUUUAACUCGCACAUUUCUCGUGUUUAAACUCGAAACCUUUACCAAAAUUCGUUCUAAUCAUAACCAGUGACAUCUACUACACAUGCGCUAAUUGUUGCCGUCCAUUUCUUCGUUGUAAAUAGUGGCCCUCAAUACAUGCAGCGACCACGUCACCUUAGCAGACAUAAGACUACAAGUUAUCUGUUAUUUUUCACAGGGAUCGUACAGCGAACAAAGCGCGCGCGCCUGAAAAUCGCAGCUCUGCAGGAAAGGCCGUCACGCGAAGGGUUUAAAUUGUUUAGUUGCGUUACGCCUUCCGGUCUCUCUCCCAAUCUGUUCCGCAGAGCUUUUACUAACCUUGUCUGGCGGAGCGGUUACUUUUAGUCCUAAACCAAAAGGAUCACAUCCUUGGAAAAGAGAUUGGCGCUCACCUUUUUAUUCCUUGAGAAAUAAGAGGUAAUUCGUUAUCUAUGAAAUGUUACCUGCCAUAGAAUAGAAUCAUCGUUUUGAUAUCUCUUGUCAGUACACUUGAGAUAAAAUCUGAUUUUCUUCUAUUUUUAUUAUUUAGACAAUAGAAUCCAAGAUGAACACAUUGUCCAAAGCACAAAUGUCUUACCAGCAAGGAGGAUUUCAGUUCUACUCAAAGGUGUGUGCUCUUCACUUUGUUGCUUUUAUUUAAAAUACUUCAAACUCCUUCAACACUAGAGCCACUCAUUCCUUCAUGUGAAGAAACGGAAGACGGACGUUAUGUCUUGUCUAGUAAUCUAGAAUAUGGGAUAAACUUGCGAUAUUCGAAUCAAAAGUACCCACAUGACGUCAUGGCGGCCAUAUUGGUGUCCCAAACCAAUCCCUGGGAGUUGAACUCUUUUCUUUAUAUGCAAACGCUAUCUUUUGUUCCAACAAAUUUGCAUAGAUGCUGGCCACGUGAGUGAAAACCUUCUAUACUGAUCUGAACUAUAUUAUAAAUAUUAUAACAAAACAUUUCUUGUCAGUUAUGCAUUGUAUGCAUGUGCGAUUCAAUUUUCCAGGCAACAGAAGAACAAAUGAAACUCAUGGAAUAUCAAGUCAAACUAGAAGAGAAGUACAAAAAGACAUUUAUGGAUCUGUCCUUGAGUGAUACUAUCUACCAGGUACGAUCAUUAACACACCCAGCUGUGUUAGCCUUUACUGUGGAUUGAGGCCAGUUAACUGACCACCUACCCCUCCCCUAAGUCAACAUUAACCCCUACUUCUAAUUUAGGGACAAAUUGUGACUUAAGGGAGGGGUAGGUAGUCAGUUACUCAAAAAUCUCAAUUGAUUGGUCUGAACCGUAGCUCUUGUUUGAAUGAUCAAAAUUAAGAUGUCAUCAAUAUGCUUAAUAAACAGUACCGCUGGAAAUCUCUGCCAAGUACAAGCUUUCAUUGGAAUGGCCAUACUAAAAGAUUGCAUCUACAGAAUCAAAUCUUAGAACUUGGAAUCAACAGUAUAUUCAGGAAAUCUCUGUUCAGUAGCUUACGUUCGAAUUGUUGUUCUUAAGGAUUUUAUCCAGACUUAAAGUAGUGAAAACCACCUUGUAAAGCACAGUAAACCGCUUCAAUGUUAAUUAAUUCCCAUACACUAUCAUACUUUCCUGGGGUUAGUUUCUAAGGAUUACUUUAUACUUUUCAGUGCAUACUUCAAGGAGACCUCAAAGUCUCUGAGCAACUGAAAAAGGAAUUCAAGGUUCCGGACAAAAGGUUUGUAACAUUUUUUUUUUAAUCAGAGACCGCGUAAACAACGAGACCUUUGACAUCCAAGGACCCUUUUUUGAAACAGCCUCUAGGUGCACCACGUUAAGCUAAGGCUUGCUUCUUCACACCGCUGAUUUGUAGCCUGUGCGUUUGAAGGGGAAGAGAAAUGUGGGAAUUAGGGCGCGUGAGGGAGGAGGAAAGAAAGGGUUUCCGUCCUUUCAUAUCCUCACGCGUCCAUCGCGUUCUUUUUCGCGUUCUCAGCCCGUUAUUGAAACAGCCUUUAGUUGCACCGUGUAGUGUUAAGUUUUGUUUGUUUACCCCCCUGAUUUGUAGCCUGUGUCAAGCAUUUGAAAGGGAGUAAAGGGGGGGGGAAAGGGCGCGUCAGUAUGUUAAGGGAGCGCGAUUAGGAAGGGAACAAAGGGUUUUCGUCCUUUCUUGCUCACGCGUUCAUCGCGUUCUCUUUCUCACACGGCCCGUUUUCGAAAUAGCCUUUAGUUGCACCACGCGGAGCUAAAGUUUGCUGGUUGACACCACUGAAUUGUAGCCUGUAUAGCAGUCAUUUCAACGAGUAGUGAAAGGGGGGAGGGAAUAAGGACGCGCGAGGAAAAACGGCAGACAGGGAUUCCUUCCCUUCGUCCUCGCGCGGCCCUCACGUUGACGCGCACCUCAGUCAUUCAUUCUUUUCCUACCCCUUCAAACUCCUGCCUCAUAGUUCAGCUCAUUUGCUGCAAGUCAUGCAUUGUGUUGUCUUCAGGUUUUAUUCGCUGAAAGUAAGAUCCUUGGCUGAAAGUCACAACUGGCUGGAACUCGACAAGUUUUCCAAGGCUCGUAAAUCUCUAAUUGGAUACGAGGUAAGUUCAUUGACAAGGUUUUCCGUAACCUGACAUCAGGCGUUACGUUCUUUUGGGAAGAAGGACCGCCGGAUCGCAAGUUAGGUUUUCCCGAAACAGGAAACGGCUUUGUACCAGUGUCAAACCUUUCUACAACGGCGCCCUUGAGAGCAAAGUGCCUUUUCUGGAGGAGUUGCCAUUGUGGGGAAUAAGAGGGCAUCUCGGAACACUCCGGAAUACCCCCCGGAACAUCCACCAGAACAUCCCCCGGAACCUGGCAGAAGGUAAAAUGAAAAACACAAAAAGAAACCCUAACCCCACCAUGUAAGAUAUUAAAUGUUCAAGAGUGAAUGUACGGACUGUCUGCCGGAAUAAGAAUGAUGGUCGUCUCGGAAAGAUGGCCGGUAUUUAUCAAAAAGCCGAUUUAUUUCUUUUUUUAUUAUUCAAGGCUACGUUUUUGAGUUUCCAUAACUCAGUGAAACAUUGUGAAUAAACAUUCCAGUGUGAAGACGUGGCAAAUUUUAUAUACAUUGCUUUCUUACAGCCAUUUUUUGAAGCAUGCCUGGAAUGCAACAACAUAAUAGAAGCGGAGAAAUAUGUCUCCAGAGUUCUUCCCGAAAAUAAAGUGACGUGUUAUGUGAAACUCGGGUGAGUUUAUCAGUUCAUUGAAGUUUUUACUUUGCUCAAAGUGCUGGCUAAACAAACUUUAACUUGAGCAGCGGUCACUUGUGUUGCGACUAUGCCGUUCAUCCUUUCACCCCAGAACAAAGAAGCGCGCACUGACCACAAAAUUCUAUUCAUAACCCUGGGUGAAUACAAAUUCGUAAGGAAUUGGGAACAACGACUCGAGUUCUGCACUGCUAAUUGAUGCCACCCUGAGAAAAUAGCUGGCAUUUUGUGACACCACCACCGGUUUCCUCGCGAACUGGUCUGAAGAAUGUUUGCAGAUAUUCCAUACUGAUGUGACGUGUAGCUUUCUAUCAGUAAAAACAAAAUUGACUAGUUUGUUGGCUAGGACUCGUGUUUUUAUUCCUUUGAUUUUGAUUUAAUUAUUUGAUUUCGGGCCCGAAAAGUUACCGGGACUUUCGAGAAACGAGCUAAUCAUAUUGCACCUAGUUAUAAACGACAUUUUAAUUUUUGUCCCAGGAACAGGAAAUACGAAGAUGCGGCGGAAACAGCUUUUGCUCAUAAAAGCGAGGAGGGCCUGGAUCUAGUCCUUGGAAAAUGUGCAACUUCAAAUCGUCCGUUGGUGAACCGCAUUCAAGAAAUGAAGGCGCAACUGCGGCAAAGACGAUAAAAUUCACAGAUGGAUUGAAAUCUUAACUCCGAAAUAAAUGCUCAGUCGAAGUUCUCAGUAGAAAUGCCUUGCUAGAAUGUACUUUGAGCAAGUUUCGUCUCAUCAAGCGCACCUUGCGAGUUCAUGAAAACCGAGUUCGUGUUAAUUGGAUCUAGGUAGAGGCUAAGUACUGUAACAGUUUCCCCAGCACUUGCAAUUAAUGAUUUUCGAGUUACCCAAGUCGCUACUGCUAAAUCCACUUGGAGUCACCAUGGAUGAUAAUCUCGAAUGGCGUAGCCAUAUGGAGAAGAUAAUAAAGAAAGUAUCUUCUGGCAUCGGGGCCAUAAAGCGACUGAGUAAGGCACCUUGUCCCCAAGCGACCUUGCAACUAAUUUACCAAGCUCUUAUUCACCCUCACUUCAAUUAUUGCAAUACUGUUUGGGCCGGAAACUGUGGGAUAACCUUAAGGAACAAACUUCAAAAACUACAAAAUAGAGCAGCCCGUUUUUGACAUUUUCAGAGCACGGUGAAGACGCUGGUUACCUGUUUGAACUCCCAGGAUGGAAAAAUCUAGCGCGCCAGCAUGAAAUUGAAAAAAGCCACGAUGGUUUCUAAGUCUUUACACGAGUUGGCUCCAGAAUAUUUAUGUUCUAGGUUUGCAAUACGAGAAACGGCAUAUAACCUUAGAGACUCUGAGAAUAAACUAAUUGCAUCCUUUACCACGGACAAAUUAUUACAACAAUAGCUUUAGCUAUAGUGGCGCCAUCCUAUGGAACAAACUCUAGUGUAAUGUGAGAUAAGCAGACUCCCUUACGAAAUUCAAAUGUCUUCUUAAACAAGUACUCAAGGGCACGGCAUUCAUGGAAAGCAGCUUUUUCUUUAAUAUUUUUAUUAUAAUGUAGAUAGUUUAUACUGUUUUCUUAUUUGAGUUGUAAUGAAUUGUAUUUAACAAUUAUUCCUCGAGCCCGAAUGAGCUCUGAGUCAAUAGCCCAUUCGGCCUUCGGCCUCAUGGGCUAUUGACUCAGAGGCCAUGAGGGUGAGAGGAAUAAUUGUUUUAGUAAAAUCCAACUAGUUGGUCAAAAAUAUCGAGACAAAACAACUUUAGCUAGUUAAAGCUAGACUUU